CACAAUCACAUUAUGUACUGCCUGGGAGUUGAAAUGGCAGGUUCCUCCUUUCUCCUUUGUUGUAUACCUCCAACAAUAAACAAUCAAUCAGCACUGGAGCCAACGUCUUCACAAAGUUGAGAGUUUAUGUAUCUAUUUGUCUACUUGUCUCUAGGUAGGCAUUCAAACCCUUUAUUUCCGCGAAAGAUAUUAAAAGUUCUUCUAAUCCUUAUAGGGAAAACCCGCUACAAUAAUGGGUAUUUAUUCAGAAUUCACCCAGUUCAUGCUGUGGUGGACAGAAGCAACAUACAGGAGCAGGGCCUGAAACCUCAUCAAUGAACGCUGCACUAGCAGUGGAGCGGGGCCUGAAACCUCAUCAACAUUAAAUGACAUGGAACCACCAACUGCAAUGCCACAAAGGAGGAGGAAGACUAAGGAGCCUAUUACUAUAAAUGUGAAAGCAGACACAGUUCUCUCAGUUUCAUCAUGCAUGGGGAUAAUAGAGGACUUGAUGAAGUAUAUUUUGUAUCAGCGCUGUCAGAUUCCUGUCCCCUUUGAUGCUCUGGUGCGUGAGGUAAGGAUGCAGAGCCAAGCCCACCAGGAAGAGGCUGCUGACACCCCACCACCCCAAGACAUGGUAUCCAGAAAGAAAGAGAUACUGAAACAAAAGUUACGGAGAAAGAGACAACAGUGGCUUAAUAAAGCAGAAAAGUUUCUGCAGAAUUUCAAUUCUAUAAAAGAGAGUAUAUGCAAUGAACUCAAAAGUGGUGCUGUUCAAGGGCUCAACAUAAUUCUUGGAAGCUCAGUGAUGACAGGCCGAGAGAUAUUUUUCAUCAGGCUACCUGAUAGCUUCAGUACUCAGUCUAGUACACAGCUUCCCAGGGGACAACAGACUGGAGUACAACUUUUCAGGACACUUGUUACAAAUGAGGCCCUUUUAAAAGUUAUGAAUCGCCCUUGUGGUGUUCAGCGAAUAUGGGUGAUGAUGCAGAAAUCUUGCAGUUCACAGCCUGACACCCAAACCACCACAGCAAGAGGAAAUGAUAGCCCUGCCACCAGCCUGAUUCCCCGCCCUGAGUAUUUUCAAAAUCACAGAGCAACAGUAGUGGAAAUAAAUGUUCAGCACUCAAGAUUAACUGCCUCAAUGGACCUUACUCCCACUGUGGGUUCUGGUAUUACAUUACAGUGCAAUACAUUGCAUAAGCUUGGAAUAAAAAGGUCCUUGUACCUCAACUCUCCAAGCAUACCCCAGUUUUAUUCUGGUAACCAAGAUUCAAUGCAUUCCACCUUCCAAGAGUACAAGGAAUCUGAUUCUGGAGUCAUGGCAUUAAAAGACUAUGGCAAAAAUAACAUGUUUCCUAUUAGUUUGAUCAGGAAUUCUGAGUCUGCUUAUAACAGACCCAUUUUAGAAACUCCUGUCAAAAUAUUCAAGGAAGAUAUAAUUCCAAUUGUUGAAACACCAGUACAUUCCUCUGUCUUAAAGAUGGAGUCUUUUACACCGAGUAAGCAAUUAGCAAGUCAGCUUGGAACUUUUAAUCUUUCAGACAGUCCCUCUGACACACACUGGUACCAGAUUGAUUGCAUGAUGAGUGGAUUCAGAGAUAUCUGCAUGAGAUCCUAAUAUUAGGUGUGUAAGAGGUAGAUUUUAGUAAGUAGGAGAGCAUUAUGAUGUUGCACACAAAGGUACUACAGGAAUACAUGUAAAAAAAUAGAUGAUGUUUCUAUACUUUUAAACUAUUGUUAUUAUCUAGAUUGUAGGUGUAAAUUAGACUGCAUGAAUGAAUUGUGUAAGUGCAUAAUCUGUUAGCAAAUUACUGUUGUUAUUAAUUCACUUCUGCUGCAUACUCCAACCUGGGGUGGAUCAGAGCUUAUCAUCUUGUCUAUGUAGUGAAAUGAGUGGAUUGUUGAGUGGUUGAAUGGAUGAAACAGUACUCCUCAGAUGGUUUGGACAUGUGAUAAAAAUGAAUGGAGAUGACUUUGAAGAGUGUAUAGGGGCAGGAUAGAAAGAGAGCAUAUCAGGGAAGUGGAUCAGUAGUGUACGAGUGUUGGAGAGAAAGAUAGUUGGCAGGCAGGGGAUUGAAUGUGUUGAGAGGGAGUGCCAGAACUGGGAAAAUUAGAGAUACUUAUGCUGUGGUCACCACUUUUGAGGAACGUUCUGGUGAGGGGACAAGGCAUUGGAGAUAAAGAUAGGUUAAAAUAAAGGUGGGGGCAAACACUACAGCUGUGCAUUGCAUUAGUG
Messenger RNA from Eriocheir sinensis (Chinese mitten crab), 2218 nucleotides. RefSeq lists its product as uncharacterized. Gene Ontology annotation, cellular component: nucleus. NCBI's taxonomy places the organism in Eukaryota, Metazoa, Arthropoda, Malacostraca, Decapoda, Varunidae. The record is from RefSeq and is a predicted model, not a curated record. Bases 371 to 1600 code for a protein of 409 amino acids. Gene Ontology annotation, biological process: regulation of exit from mitosis. The transcript has 6 exons.